Lutzomyia longipalpis is the source of this 708-nucleotide messenger RNA. Its product is annotated as WSCD family member AAEL009094-like. The transcript has 6 exons. Gene Ontology annotation, molecular function: sulfotransferase activity. The annotation marks the transcript as partial. NCBI's taxonomy places the organism in Eukaryota, Metazoa, Arthropoda, Insecta, Diptera, Psychodidae. The record is from RefSeq and is a predicted model, not a curated record.
AUGGACAAUACAUUGUUGAUUGACUUCAUCAACAUUGAUUGUUAUGAAAAGCUCGCAGAAGAUAAAGAAAUAAAUCAAAAUAUUGAUAAAAAAUUGUGGUGCAAGAAAUUGAAAUUUUUACCGUUGAAUUCAAAAGAAAAUAGCAGGAAAUCCACUGCUUUGGCGUCCUUUCCAGGCAGUGGAAAUACGUGGUUGCGCUACCUAAUACAGCAAGCUACAGGAAUUCUCACUGGAAGUAUCUACAAUGAUUUUGACUUACUCACAACGUCUUUUCCUGGCGAAGGGAUUCACAAUGAAUCUGUCCUGGUAGUGAAGACUCACGAACAUGGCCCCAAAAUUUGGGCAAUGUUCGAUCGAGCAAUUCUGCUAGUUCGUGAUCCUCAGGAGGCCAUUCUAUCUGAAUUUCAUCGUCAGUACGCAGGACAUAUCGGUUUAGCACCUAAAAAGAUUUUCUGACAUUUAAAUGGGCAGUUCUGGAAAGAAUUCGUCAAAGAAAACUUGAAAUUGUGGACUGAAUUUAAUUUAAUGUGGCCUAGAAAGUUUCCUAAACCCCUGAAGAUUGUCUUCUAUGAGGAUCUUUUAAUCAAUCUCAAAGGAUCUUUGGAAGAAAUUCUGCUAUUCCUUCAUUGGCCUAUUGAGCGGAAAUUACUGUCUUGUGCUGUAAGGAAACAAGAAGGAGUCUUCAAGAGAAAGAAAAAUUCAUUUGAU